Stereum hirsutum FP-91666 SS1 is the source of this 2318-nucleotide messenger RNA. Its product is annotated as OPT oligopeptide transporter. The transcript has 26 exons. The record is from RefSeq and is a predicted model, not a curated record. Lineage: Eukaryota; Fungi; Basidiomycota; Agaricomycetes; Russulales; Stereaceae. The coding region runs from base 1 to 2256 and encodes 751 amino acids. Gene Ontology annotation, biological process: transmembrane transport. Gene Ontology annotation, molecular function: oligopeptide transmembrane transporter activity.
AUGGAGGACGUUCCAGAGUUCAAGCGAACGCCCACGGAGGGAUCUUCCAUUGACAAGAAGCCUGUAGACGAUGAUGUCGUCGUUGAUGAGGAGAAGUCGAUUCGAUCUAGCGAAGACGUCGAUGAAGUGAAGGUCAUCGAAAAGGCGGAAGAAGUCGCCCUGCUGGUCAUCAGCACGCAGGACGACCCUACUCUUCCUGUCUUCACCUUCCGUGUUGUUUUCCUCGGUAUCGGAUUGAGCGCAUUCGGCGCCGUCUUGGGAACAAUCUACACGUUCAAGCCACAGAACGCCUCCGUCUCUCAGUUGUUCACCCUCAUCAUCGCCUACGUCCUCGGAACCGCCAUGCACUCUAUCAUGCCAAGUCAUGGCUACUGGAAAUACCUGAACCCGGGACCCUUCAACAUCAAAGAGCACACGGCUAUCACGAUCAUGUCCUCGACCGCCGCCAGUGUCGCAAUCGCGAUGGAAAUCAUUGCUGCUCUGGAUCUGUUCUACGAUAUCAAGCUCAAGCCCGUCGUCGCUAUCUUCCAAAUCUUUGCCUCUCAAAUGAUUGGUUAUGGUAUUGCUGGAAUGCUACGGAGUUUCUUGGUCUACCCGACUUACGCAUUCUACCCCACUUACAUCUCCGUGGUCAACCUCCUGCAGAGUCUGCAUUUCGGUGGUCUGCUCAACCACAAGAAGAGGCGCUACUUCUGGAUCGUCUUCGCCGCGAUCUUCUUCUGGGAAUGGAUUCCCCAAUACCCGUUCCCUCUCCUCUCCGCCAUCUCGAUUAUCUGCCUUAUCGACGAAGGCCGCUCUACCUUUGUCCGCAAUCUGUUUGGUGCCGGGUCCAGUAACGAGGGCAUCGGCUUGUUCUCUUUCUCCACGUCGUGGACCCUUAUCACGCAGGGUAACCCGCUAGUGUGGCCUUGGCAGACGCAGAUCAACUCUUACAUGGGAAUGGCUCUCGGUUAUAUCAUCUUGACGACCUGCUACUACGCCAACAUCUACAAUGGCAGGGACCUCGUCUUCAUGUCCACCUCCCUCUUCGGAUCAGAUGGUAGCACGUACAACCAGACCGCUGUGCUCACCGACAACAGGCUCGAUCCCUCGAAAUUGGCGGAAAUUGGCCUUCCCCGGUAUACCACGUCCUACAGCGUUUCGCAGCUUGUGUACAAUCUGUCGAUGGGUGCUGCUGUCACCCACGUCAUCCUGUGGAGUUGGUCUGACUUGAAGAGAGCUUUCGGUGGGUUGCGCUUCCUCAAGAGCUCUGCCGAUGAAAUCGAUGAUCCUCAUUACCUUGAAAUGCGCAAGUACAAGGAGGUUCCCCAGUGGUGGUACUUGGUUUUGUUCCUUUGUAGUCUGGGUGUUGGCAUCGGCUGCAGUUACGGAGCUGGCGGCACAGUUCUGCUUCCUUGGUGGAGUAUUCUCGUCUUCUCUGUGAUCAGCGCUUUCCUCGCCAUCGCUCUCGGCUUCAUUACCGCGACGACAGGUUUCAAUAUCAGUGUCAAAUACGCCAUCCAGAUCAUCGCUGCCUUUGUGCAUCCAGGGCAGCCCAUUGCGGUCAUGUAUGUCAAUCUCUACGGAAACUCGUCUACGUUCCAGACGCUCUACCUACUCCAAGAUCUCAAGUUGGGCCAGUACACCAAGCUGCCGCCGCGCAUGACCUUCGCUGCUCAGAUGGCAGGCUCGAUCGUCGGUUCUAUCUUCAAUUAUACCAUGAUGAACACCAUCGUCACCAACAACCGUGAGGUUCUUCAAGACCCAGUCGGUACCCGUGUUUGGAGUGGAUGGAUCGUCCAGCAGUACAACAGCAACUCUAUCGCCAUGGGUGCCCUUGGAAAGGAGCUCUUCACAAUCGGAAAGGAAUACUGGCUGAUUGCCUUUGCGAUCUUUAUCGGCUUGUUCAUGCCCAUUCCCUUCUUCCUCGUGCACAAGUUCUCGCCGAAGGGCUCUUGGAUCGGUAACGCCGCGAAGUACAUCCACACGCCCAUCAUUCUUCUCUACAUUGGGUACCUUCCAUACUCGGUCAACGGCAUGUGGUGGUCUUGUCUUGUCAUCGGUUAUAUGUCCCAGCAGUGGGCACGUAAGCGUCGUCCAGGCUGGUUCAAGAAGUACAACUACCUUACCUCUGCCGCACUCGACGGUGGAAGUCAAGUCAUUAUGUUCAUUCUCAGCUUCGCCGUGUUCGGUGCAAGCGGGAACGCCGUUGACUUCCCAAACUGGUGGGGUAACCCUGCCAACAAGUCGGUCGACCGUUGUGCUCUCACGGACUAGAUUGAAAAACAUCUUCACGAGUUGCGACUGUCAUUACCGGUUUUAUACUUUUAAUAUUUCGG